AAUUUUAAAAAAAGUCACUAAAAUUAGUAAAACGCAAGAUGAAUUCGUCUUCCGAAUUAACAGACGCCACUGCAAGUUCAAAAAAGAGCAAGAUAUUGUCUUCCCUAGAUCAGCGAGGGGUUCUGUAUUUUUCCUCCAUACCUCGCGAUAUUCGGCCACAUGAGGUUCGUCUACACUUCAACCGUUUCGGUAAAAUCCUACGCAUGAAAUUUGUGCCUUAUCCCAAAAAAGAACGUCGUCCUGGCGGCCCUCUUUUACCCCUUCAGUACAAGGAAGGGUGGAUGGAGUUCGCAUCCUCGCAGGACGCCAAGUUCGCGGCGGCCGCCAUGAAUGGCAAUCCAGUUGACUGCAAACGCCAACGACGCUGUUAUGGUCAAUUGUGGAUGGUGAAAUAUCUCGAACAUUUUUAUUGGAAUACCCUCUUAGAGGAACAAGAGGGCUGUCGAAGAAUGCGUCGGGCGGCCGAAGUUGAAGCUCGGCAGGCAGAAUGCGAGAUCAAUGAGGCGUAUCGUCGACUCGUCUACUCAUCUGCCUCCCAUUCCUCCUCCUCAGCAACUCGCAGUGGCGGUCGGCAUCCCAAAAGAUCUCGUGAAGACUCUGAGAAAGGAGAUAAAGGCAUUGGUACGACAAAGCGCCAAAAAAAGGCGAUGCAAAAACACGGUUGAACACGCACGUGUGUUAGUGAAGCAUCCGGUGAAAACUGAAGGGGUGGGAUCUAUCCGUAUUGUGCGCUUUGGUCGGGUAAAGACAAAAUCCACUUCACCGAAAGAAACCCUUUUAAAAUGAUAAAACAUAAGGUAGAUGCUAGUAAACAAACACUACCAUUGAUAGAAGUAGGUCUAGUUAUAAUAAAUGUCUGAAAAUACAGAAUUUCCAAAAGGUAGAAGUACCCCUAUUGACAUAACCCCGAAUCAAAUGUGGAUGUAUAUCCUUCAUCUGUAGCUAAUGCAAAACAGUAACUUUAUGCGAUCCGAUUAAGUCACUUAUUAAUAACUAUAUAUAUAUAAGAACUGGUAUAUUAAAAGUGAAACGCACAGAAAAUAAUAUGUGUGGGUGAACUUUUAACUGUACAG
Messenger RNA from Phytomonas sp. Hart1, 1073 nucleotides. Lineage: Eukaryota; Euglenozoa; Kinetoplastea; Trypanosomatida; Trypanosomatidae. The record is from the annotation of a GenBank genome assembly.